Messenger RNA from Wasmannia auropunctata (little fire ant), 609 nucleotides. RefSeq names its product glutathione S-transferase-like. Gene Ontology annotation, biological process: glutathione metabolic process. Lineage: Eukaryota; Metazoa; Arthropoda; Insecta; Hymenoptera; Formicidae. Bases 1 to 609 code for a protein of 202 amino acids. The transcript has 4 exons. Gene Ontology annotation, molecular function: glutathione transferase activity. The record is from RefSeq and is a predicted model, not a curated record.
AUGCCGACGUACAAGCUAAUGUAUUUCAACGUCACCGGCCUUGGGGAACCAAUUAGGUUUAUGUUCAAUCAUUGCGGAAUCAAAUUCGAGGAUGUCCGAAUCAGCCACGAGGAUUGGCCGAAGUAUAAACCAAACAUGCCCAUGGGACAAAUGCCAGUUCUGGAGAUCGAUGGUAACCAAUAUUAUCAGUCCAAGGCCAUUGGACGCUUUAUCGCUAAGAAGGGCAAUUUAUACGGAUCCGAUGAUUUCGAGGCCAUGAAGAUCGAUGCCACUGUUGAUUCUAUAGAAGAUGUAAGACAAGCUCUGGCUGUCUAUUACAAGGAACAAGAUCCCGUUUUUAAAGCAAAACUCAAGGAGGCUGCCUUGCAAAAACUGUCUUUCUGUCUCGACAAACUCGAGGCUCAAGUUAAGAAGAACGGCGGAUAUUUCGUCGGAGGCAAGUUAUCGUGGCCAGAUUUCCUGUGGGCUGCGUAUUUUGAUUUGCUGAACUUUGUCUUGGCCGAAGAUCCGAACAAGGAUCAUCCCGAAUUGAAGAAGUUAGUGGGAAAAGUUCGUGCUUUGCCUAACAUUAAAGCUUAUCUCGAGAAACGACCCCAGACGCAAUUGUAA